Molecule: messenger RNA, 1131 nt
Organism: Penicillium malachiteum
Lineage: Eukaryota; Fungi; Ascomycota; Eurotiomycetes; Eurotiales; Aspergillaceae
Product: Zn(II)2Cys6 transcription factor domain-containing protein
Exons: 3
Coding region: 1-1131 (376 amino acids)
Biological process (GO): regulation of transcription by RNA polymerase II
Molecular function (GO): zinc ion binding; DNA-binding transcription activator activity, RNA polymerase II-specific
Source: RefSeq, a predicted model, not a curated record
AUGCCACGACGAUGCCACACUAAGUCCAGACGCGGCUGCGUCCAAUGUAAAGAGCGCCAUGUCAAGUGCGACGAAUUACAACCAACAUGCAGUCUCUGCGUACGACGCGGAUUAUCAUGUAUCUAUGUUGCGCCCAGACCAAGAAAACGACCCGCUUCCACAGGGAGCUCACCAAGGAACAGCGGAUCCGAAAGAGCAUCAUCUCACUCCAGUGUCUCUGACAUAGAUACAUUCUCUCGACUCCCUCGACUGAAGGAAAUGGCCCUGUUCCAUCAUGCCUGCGAAUCAACACUCCCAUCUAUAUCAAGAAAUAAAGACGACCGUUCCUUUUGGGUGGAUAAAAUCCCAAAAGUCGCAGUGAAUUAUGAUUUCGUCAUGGAUGGUCUGCUCGCAGUAGCAGCCCUUCAUAUUGCUUCUGAACAACGCGAUAAUGGUGAAGUCCCCAGCUGGCUGGAGACUGCUUUAACAUACCAGACUCAUGCGACAAUUGGUCUGCGGCAAGAUCUUGCGACCAAUCCACAGAAUAUUCAAGCUUCUUUUAUUUGUUCAUCUAUUAUUCUGGUGCUUGUCACUGCUUACCCGAGUCUCUGCUGGGAUGAUACUCCUGUUGAUCCUUUAAAUGAGAUUGAGACACUUAGAUCUAUUUUGAGUGGAGCGGCUUUUCUAUGGGUUCAGAUGGUUGGACCGGAUCGAGGUUGGGUGGAUGAUUGGGUAUAUCGAGAUGGAAGUGAUCGACUUGUACUGGCCCGAGCACAACUCAGAAAUAUUUUAAUGAAAUUCCGCACCCUACCUCCUAUCAUCGAAUCCAGUUCUGGUCCACAUAUCGAAAUCUACCGCGAUACAUAUAACCUACUCCUCCGAAGUCUGGAAACAUGGCCAUCAGGACAAGGUAGUCUGGUAUGGCCCAUCCGAGUCAGCGACGAUUUCAUAAACCUAGCUCGACAAGGCGAAUGGACAGCCCUGAUUUUUAUCAUGUUCCACGGCCUGGAUCGACAUCUCUCUUCUCAAAAAUGGUUUGCUCGAGAUUCAGGCAAACGAUUAGUUCUUGGGAUUAUUCGGAAAUUCGGCUCUACUAUUCCCUUGGAGUGGAUGGAUAUGAUUGAAUGGAUUGGACGAGUGGUUGAGUUAUAA